This is a messenger RNA of Eimeria necatrix, 5514 nucleotides long. RefSeq lists its product as hypothetical. Lineage: Eukaryota; Apicomplexa; Conoidasida; Eucoccidiorida; Eimeriidae. The record is from RefSeq and is a predicted model, not a curated record. The coding region runs from base 1 to 5514 and encodes 1837 amino acids. The transcript has 8 exons.
AUGGCAAAAGAGGAGCACGCGACCUGUGUGCUUGGUGGAAGGGCCCCUGUGUCCUUUCCUAUGACUCAGGGCAAUGACGAGAACCUGGCAGCGGUUCAAGCCGCCAUUGAACGAACCACAAGGAAGCUCGAGCUCGAGAAGCGGAAACUCCACGAUCUUGCUGGCGCUUCAGAGAAAGCUCAGGCCGAAUACCACGAGAAAAGGGCCCGCUAUCGCUUUAACAAGGCAGACGCUCGGAAGGAGUUUGAAAAGGCAGAGCAGCGCCUACUACUGUUGGAAAACCGAGUUGCCCAGGAAACGUCUAAACAUAACAUAGCCAUAGCAGAGAUUGCAGAUCUUCGUACAGCUAUUGACAAACAUAGGAAGGAUCGGUUGUCACUCGAUCAAGUCCAUCGGCAUCUUUCAAAAGAAAUUAAAGAAAAGGAAGGACAGCUCAAUGCGCUAAGACAAGAAACGGCGAAGCAGCAAAAAGAAGAAAAACGGGCACUUUCUCACAAACAGCAACUAUGCAAGCUGAGGGAAAAAGAGAGGGAAGAAUUCAGAGAAGCCACUGCGCAGAAAGAGAAACUGAUAAAAGAUCACGAUAGAAUGCUGAAGGAGCUAGAGGCGAAAUCGGACAGAGACAAUCAGCAUAUUCGAGCUCAAAUCAAGUGCAAUGCAUUCACUGUGUCGGAGGAAGAACGGUUGACUGAUCCCGAAAUUUUAAUGAAGAACAUACUAAAAACCACUUUGCUGAACACUAUGCAGAGGUUUGUCAUCCGUCAGCACAGGAAGCAAGUGGAUGUAUUCGAGCGGGCAAUGGAUAUUAUCAAGGAAUCCACAGGAAUAUCGGACGCCGACGAGAUUGUUCGUAUCUUUACGCUGUUAGAAGAAAAAAAUUACAGUGUCAUAACGUAUGUGAAUACAAUUAACCAAGAAAUCAAAGAAAUGGAGCACCGCAAAAACGCUAUCCUCGAUCGCAUCCAAAUGCACAUCGAGCACGGGAGCAAAGCCGAAAAAAUCAUUCAAGAUCUGCUAAAGGAUGUGACAGAUCAAGUAGAAAGCAUUACAAAACAAGCUGAGCUGAAGGAAGAAAGGAUAGCUGCACAGACAGAGGGCAUAGAUAAAGGCAAAGAACACUUGGUAGAAUGCGUUCGUUGCAUUGAAAACCACUGGAGUGAGAUUUCGCCAAGAACCUCUGUGACAGACGACGUGGCCAGCCCUUCCAUUGUAGAUAUGCUGCAGUACAUCGAAAAUUUUGUCGCAUCAAAGCUCGCUGAAGUGCGCCAAAGUAACGUUUCCACGCGAGGUGACUGCCUGCGAAAAGAAUCCGAACGAGCAGGCUCAACAGUGUCUUUGCCGCCACAAAGUAAGGACGAUCAGGAACCUGCAUGCAUUUCAAGACAGGGAUCUUCAUCAGAGCCAACAGCAAGCCCACGGAGCCAUACAAGUGGAAUUUUGCGCCCCAAGGACCUUUCUGCAGCUCGAUGUGACAGUGACUCCGACAAUGUGGACAACUGCGACUGGCCCUUGACAGACAAUGAGUUACGCACUCGGACAGCGCAAUCAUUUUUAAAAAGGAGAAAGCGAGAACAAAGGGACAGCGAAAAUAGAUCGCUACUUGGGCAAGGCGCAAAUGCUUCCGCGACAGAAGCUCAUGCUGCCGCCAGCACCGCACGGCCGGUCUCAGGAACGGCUCGAUCAGAAGUUAGCCUUAAUUUAGACACGGUGUAUGAGGCCUCACCAGAAAUACAACUCUACCUGGGCCAGACUGAAAGGCAACUAAGCCCCAAGACGGGACUCACAACGAGUGUUCUUGCCAGAAACAACGGGCCUGUUAAGAUUGGUCGAGAUCGAGCAGCAACAAUUGCCUGUCCCGGUAGUUCCCCACAGUCCAGCCAACGCCAGAACGAAGUCAGAAUCACAGCUCGGAAGAGAUUGUCGAGCUCAUCGAAUAUGGGUCGAAAAGUGAUUGCUCGACAAAAACAGUCUAUCCCGCCCUCCCCAUCUAACGCAUCCACACCCGCCACAGGUUCCCCUGAAACAGAAGGCCAAGAAACCGCCACGCCAGCGCAGUUACAGCGGGGACCGGGAGAGGAAGCAGUCCAAAGAGACAGCAAUACUGAAACUUCGACAAAUGGGUUUCAGGCUGUUGCCGCGGAAUUGCAUAGUGAAAAAGAAACAUCGGGAGAGGUGCUCCCUCUCUGUGCAGAGGCUGCUGCGCGCCUUGACAAGGAAAGUCUGCGACAGGUAGAAGAGGCUCUAGAAGCGGCGCUGGAAAAUGGUAUGGACAACGACUCUCCACUUGAUGCUGAAGAAAGCCACAAAUCGGAGAGACAGCAGGCCGAUAUAGUUGGCUUGUCUGGUGAGGCAGCAUUUCUUAAUGGGGAGGGAAGCGAGAUGUUGCAGGCACAGAGAGGCAGUGACGGCCCGAGGGAGAGUCCAGACAAAAUAAAGAACAUCGCGGCCGAUUCCUCAAAUUUGCCGUUGACCAGUUCAAGUGAAGCACAUGGACAAGAUGCCACUAAACACUCUCCAGUUGACCGACAGCAACCAGUACAGCAAGCAAGCAUUCCAACUGCGGAGGGGGACCCUGCGUUGCCGUCACCACCGGCAGUAGAGGACGGCAACAGAGAAAGCGGCACUGUUAUCCCAUUUCCACGUGACGAAUCGCAAGCUGCAGGUACAGAAAACAAAGAAGUACGCACGGGAAUGCUUGCAGGUCUCAGCGCUGACAACCCCGCAAGUUUAUCAGUUAAGGAAAUGGCUGACACAGGAGCAGUAGAGGCUAACGCUUUAGGCGAGCCUGAGGCUGAAGGCACUUGUUCACGAGCUUUCAACACUUGCGUGGGUGACCGGCCCGAUGCUGGUGAAAGCAUUAGUAUCACAGUGAAGGAGCCGGAUGUCGACAGGCCAAGCCAUAGGGGUGAACUUGAGCUCGCCACUUCUUGCAAAGACUCUAGUCUUAUAUGCGGACCUUCAAACUCAGGCUCGGUCAUUACCCCGGAAGUUUUCUUAAAAGGUGAGCCAGCGGCAACCUCCGAGGGUUCGGUGCAAGUGCCGUCAUCCACUUCGGACUGCCGCAGUAGACCGGAAGAAGCUUCCGACGCUGCAGCUGUAGAAGCAAUGAUCAGCACUGCUGCUAUUGCAGCUGCUACAGCUGUUGCUCUUGAGGCAGAGAGUCGUGCGCAAAUGGCCAAGAAUCAAAAUCUACAAUCUACGGAUAUGCCUGAAAUGGCGUCUCUCUCAUCCGAUGAGCGGGAUGCCGACUCCAGAGUUAAUUUUGAAGCCGAAAGUUCUAAGGGGUCCUUUGGGACGCAAGACAGUAUGCAGAAGCAAUCCUCUGGAGGAAGCCACUCUGGCCAGCGGAAUCGCUGCCAUUUCCGAGUUAGCUUUUGUGAUGGGGGGCUGCCGGGGGAAGUGGAGGAUGCGCCUCCCCAAACCAGCGAGGCCUUUAGAAGGGCAUCCAUAGCAGAACGGCAAGGAACUGCAUCGAAGGCCUGGCAGCUGCUGAGAGAAGCGGACACAGAAUGGAAUGAAAACGAAAACAGCCCUGAUCCUGUAGCAUCCCCAGAGCUUCCGGGGGGCUCUGUUGCGCUUGAUAUAGCUGCGCCUGGUCUCCAAGAGAACAACAAUGGGAAUGCUCCUGUAGACGAAAAUGCUAAGGAGCUUUUGGAUGCCGGAAAUGACACUGGGAUUCGAAAGGGACCAACCAUCAGGGAUAGCGAGAAGGAAGAAACGACGAAGCAAAUAACGGAAAGCAAAGAGAAUGGGGCUACCCUUCAUGCUACAGGGAUCUCUCCAAAUGAACUGGGAACAGCGGAGUCUACUAAUAUGCAGAAGCCAUCCCAUAGCAGCACUCUGCAAUUCCAAAACGCUGCACGGAAUGACUUAGUGUCUUCUAUCUUCGACGUUGGGGAAGCCGAAUGGCAAUCAGACUGCAAUAGGGUCGGAUCAUCUGAAGUUGAAGCCACUGCAUCGGCAGGCGCCGCUGCUGCAGCAGCUGCGGACUUCGGACCUGCAAACUCUGUUGGUGCUACUGCUGGGGAAGCAGUGGCUCGCUGUUCUACAGAGGUACCAUCAGCUCAUACGGUUACUCAAGAGGCCGCUGAGGCCGUCCUUACACCAGCAACUGCUGCAGAGCCUACAGACGACGCUGCAUCCGCAGACAUUCCAGCAGAUAUCGCAACAGCAGAAGCCCCUGCUAAAGAAGCUCAUGCGGCAGAAUCUAUUUUCACUCGAACUGAUGUCGCAAACACAGCAGCUGAAAACAACGAAUCUGCAUCAUCCGAAGAAAAGCCCAAACGGCGGAGCAAAGAUUCCCUCACCCUAGCGACGACAACAACACAUCUUGCGUCCGUGCGAGAGAAGAAACCAGCCGACGAGUAUGGAGUACCACUAGCCGAAUUCGGAGCAGCAGCAACUGGAGUGAUUUCCGACUCAAGCGCCGCAGACGCCGUCGCAGAUGCAGCAGUUGCAGAUGCAACAGCUGCAGGAACAGUUGCAGAGGAAGCAGCUGUUCAAGCAGAAGGAGCAGCAGCAGAGGGAGUGGACGCUUUUGCAGGGCACGCUGUCGACGCAGCAGAUGCAGGCGGUGUGGUGACGCCUGCUGCAGAUGUCUACGGGUCCCUGCCAGAGGAAACGCCUGCAACAGAGGAUGCAGUGGCGUUAGAGGAAGCCGCAGCAGCAGCAACUGUAGCUGGUUCCAGCUCAAGUUCGUCGACGUCUAUUGUAGCGAUUGGAAGAACUUUUGCUGCAGAAAGUGCUUUGGACAAAUCAGCUGAAGAGGAAUGUGGAGCAGAGCAUCAGAGGCUUUUGGCCGCAGGUGUAAGCUCGUUUCCGGCAGAUGGUCUGUGCGCUGAUGAAGUGGCAGGGGAUCAUGGGGAGCCAGGGGAGACAGAAAGAGAUGCAGCGGUAGCUGGCGUAUCCUUUGAAGGCGCGCCAGCCGAAAUAUCAGAUAUCAAAGUACCAGAUGCGGGUGCAGCAGACGUAGAAGCGCUUCAAGCAGGCGCAGCCGUGGGGAGUCAAGCAUUAUCAGACUCACAUACAGCAGCAAUAAAGGCAGCCUUGGAUAGAGAACAGGCAGCUUCAACACCGGUGGAAGCACUGCAUCUAGCCUUACGAGCGCCAAAUGGAGGCCGUGACAACCCAAGAGAAAAAGAGGCAGAUGGAAAGACACCAGAGGCAGCACUAGGAGCAACAGGCCUAGGACGAGCUGCAACAGAGAUGAGCGCUGCGGACGCAGGAGCAAACAGCGCGACAAGAGCGGAAGCAGGCGUAGUCGCAUGCGCAGCUGAAGAGGCUGAGUCAACGGAAACAGGCGCAGAAGCACAAGAAGCAAAAACGGAAAAAAACGACGCUGCACAAGAAACACAAGCAAAUGUCCGUACAUUCCAGAGGGAUGGGGCGAGUAAUGAAGCGGAUGAGAAGCCAUGGCGGCAGCCACUAGAAAAAGAGGAACAAAACACAGCCGGUAGAACAGGCGAGCCCCCAAAAAUACUGCCUCUGAAGCCCCAGCUAACAAAAUGCUCUUGA